AUGCCACCUAAAGCAGCCAAGCCAAAAGCAGCCGCCAACAACGACUUCGACGAGCUCUUCGAAGGCAUCGGCGAUGAAAGCAAAGGCAAGAAGACAACUAGCAAAUCCAAGCCCACGGCCUCUAAAGCUCGAGGCAACAAACUCGAGCAAGAGCUCGCCGAGCUAGAGAACGAACUCGGCGGCGAAGAACCAGCCCGCCCACACACUCCCCGCGUAAAGGAAACAGCUACGUCCAAAGCCCCAGUGAAGCGAACUAGCACAGCUACACCGCCACCAGGCGCCGCUCGCCUCUCCGAAGACAAGCCAUCCGCCAACGUCGUACGCAAAUCCGCCGACAGCGCCCGUUCCUUACACGCCAGCUUCACACCCAGCGCCACGAGCUCUGACCUCCAGGAUGCCGAGAAGAAAGGUCCCGUAGAACAGACAGCUGCCGCCGGCGCUGGAGGCGGGUGGUGGGGUGGUCUGUUUGCUACAGCGAGCGCCACGGCAAACGCCGCCAUGAAGCAAGCCGAGGCUGCAUAUAAGGAGAUCCAGCAGAACGAAGAAGCCAAGAAAUGGGCUGAGCAAGUUCGAGGUGGUGUUGGGGCUCUCGGGGGCAUACGUGAAGGCAUCCGCCAACGCGCCCUCCCAACCUUCGCCGACAUCCUCCACACGCUCGCGCCACCUAUCUCCUCGCACGAGCGUCUACUCAUCCACAUCACGCACGACAUCGUCGGGUACCCAUCUCUCGACCCGCUAAUCUACGGCGUCUUCAGCCGCGUGAUGUCGCAAGUCGAAGGCGGGGACCUACUCGUCAUCCAGCGGGGCCACGAGAGCACCGCUCGUCGCUCCUCCGACGCUGCCUUCUACAAGGGCGCAUCCAGCUCCGCCGGCUGGCGCGACGGCCCAUGGUGGCGCCAAGUUGAUUCCCCGCGCGACCUCGGCGCUGUUAAGGGCCUCGUCGAGGGCACCAAGUUAUGCCGCGUCAGCGCCGAGAGCUACUCUCACGAUUACUUCGCGGCUAGCGGUGGCGUGAGCGAGGCCCAGAAACGAGCUCUUGAGCCGGUGAGCGAGGAGAAUCCCGUACGCACUAGCGAUAUCUUCUUAGCCGUUCAGCCUAUCAUCGUAGACGCCGACUCGGCUCUAUUCGCAGGUAGUACGGCGGGCGAGAAAGAAAAAGAAACUAGCCCAGUUGCGGAAGACGCUGCUUCCGCCGAUACACAAGUGUGUUUCGCUGUAUACGUCCUCGACCCGAUCCACGAAAUCAUAUACAGCACCGUCAGUCAAUCUAUUCCAUCGCGAUGGAUUCGAUGGCUGGACGCAUCUCCUUCGCCUUUGACGCCUGGUAGCGACGGCGACGAGGAAGAAGAUUCAGAUUCAGACGACUCAUCCGAGGACGAAGAAGACGAAAAACCGAAGCCGAAACCCCAGCGCCAGCAACGUUUACCUGAGGGAUUGGCCGGUGCAAAUGUACCCGACGAGAUCCGCGAGAUUGUGGAAAGCGGCGGUGUGGAUCCGCGUGAAUGGGUUGCUGAGUGGGUGGAAGAGACUCUGAGCUUGAGUAUUGGGGUUGUGGCGCAGCGGUAUGUGGCCCGUCGUAUGGGUGUUGGGGAGGGCGGAUUGGGGAAGGGGAAGCAGAAGGUUGAGGCGCUUGUGCAAGAUGGUGGUGGUGAGGCUGCGAGGGCGGGGUUGAUUUGA
Molecule: messenger RNA, 1677 nt
Organism: Hypoxylon trugodes
Lineage: Eukaryota; Fungi; Ascomycota; Sordariomycetes; Xylariales; Hypoxylaceae
Product: maintenance of telomere capping protein 1
Exons: 2
Coding region: 1-1677 (558 amino acids)
Source: RefSeq, a predicted model, not a curated record